AUGUCAGACAAGAUCCCUGUUCAAUACUCUGUUGACCUCUCCACCAACCCAUCCCUAUGGGAAGAUCCAAACCACCCAGAGUCUGGGUUUCGCGAUGUCAGUAAAGUUGAUGUUAUCUUCAUUAACAUCAAUGCCGCCUCAGACUUUCGCCUUCUUCGUACCGGGACCAACGAAUCAAUCGACUAUACAAUCAAACAAGUCACAAAACAUAUUGCCCGUGGGCUUUAUCGGGUUAUCAGUUUGAACGUCAGCGAGUAUUCUUGUGUGGUUGUUUUUUCGACAGAGAAAUCGCGUGAGGAGCUUAUGUGGAAAAAUGGAUUUCCGUGGGACAGUGAGAGAGACCCUCAACCAGAGGUUGUCCUCAAAUGA
Fusarium graminearum PH-1 is the source of this 369-nucleotide messenger RNA. RefSeq lists its product as uncharacterized. The record is from RefSeq and is a predicted model, not a curated record. Lineage: Eukaryota; Fungi; Ascomycota; Sordariomycetes; Hypocreales; Nectriaceae. Bases 1 to 369 code for a protein of 122 amino acids. The transcript has a single exon.